CAUUAAAAGACGGUUUAUAACUGAAGCUGAAUUAGAUGAAAGACGCAAACAAAGACAGGAAGAGUGGGAAAAGGUUCGUAAACCUGAAGAUCCAGAAGUAACUUUGCUGUUUGAGGAGUGAGCUGUUUGAAAGUGGGUUACAUCAUUUAUCGUGGAGGAAGAACGAACCUGUUUCCGGAAUGAACAGCCAUCAUUCACAGAACAUCAUUUUCAAAAAGCAUUGGUUUGAACCCCUCUUGUUUUUUAUAAUGUCAGUAAUGACAUUCAUCAACAGUUAUAAAUGGACUGUUCCCUGUUUUAAGAGCAAUUGCCUCAUACAGUUUUUCUAAUCCUGUCCCAGAAUAAAUAGUAGCCCUGUUACCUACUCUUCUGAGUUACUAAAAAAUAUGGAGCAUGGAGGAAAAAAUAUGGAUUUGACAGUGUGCAAUAUUUUACAACUAAGGAGCUGCGGUUUAUAAAGCCAUAAUACAGAUGUGAGCCGAUGGAUACUGUCACAAGAAAUUGCAGUGAGUGGAUAUGAUAUGUUUCACAGCUUCUUCUCCAACAUUAAGUAAAUAAAAUAAAAAAGAAUUGAAGAAAAAUCUUAACCACUAAGGAGCAUAAAAUACCUUUGUUCCUUCUAGACUUCACUAUUCAAACCUAAUCUCAGCUAUCCAUGGUCCACUCUCUAACAUUGAGGUCAAUCAUAAUUCUGCUGCCCAUCUCCUAAUGUGCACCAGGUUCAAUUCCGCCUAUGCUUGGCUGCCAACCUUGGCUCCAGAAUGCCCAGAGCAGGUCUAUGAUCCUCGAUCAUUAUAUGAAAGGCUUCAAGAGCAGAAGGAUAAGAAACAAGCUGAAUUCGAGGAGCAGUUUAAAUUCAAAAAUAUGGUAAGAGGCCUCGAUGAGGAUGAAACAAACUACCUUGAUGAAGUUUCUAGGCAACAGGUGCUCUUAGAGAAGCAACGCAGGGACGAAGAUGCUAAAGAGUUGAAAGAAUAUAGAAGUGCUCGCACAAAACUUGCAGCAAAUACUGAAUCUAAAAAAGACACUGAGAAGAAAGCUGCUAAACCAGCAGAAAACAAGAGCAAGUUCUCUCAAGCAAAGCUGUUAGCCGGAGCUGUAAAACGCAAAAGCUCGACAAGCUCUGAAAUGGUUAAAAAACAGAAGGUGGAUAACAUUGACAGAAGUGAUCAUGAUGAUGAUGACCGCUGCAAUCCAGCAGAGUCUGAUUUCUUAACUGGCACAGCAAUCCAGCAUCCUUCAGCGAGUGUGUGUGUCGGAAUUCUCCCUGGCCUUGGUGCCUACUCGGGGAGCAGUGACUCGGAUGCAGAGUCCAGCUCGGACAGUGACAUUAUCAUCAACACUGGAGGUCGAAUUAUCUCUUCGGUCUUUCGUUCCCACCCUUUUCCCGAAAGCCCGUGAAGUGAAAUAUUCAAGGCAGUGUUUUAUUUGUGUAGGGUGGUUUGUAACAUGCAGGCUCCUGCAUAAAAUGGUAUAGAAAAGGUUUGUGUUUGGCUUCUCCACCUCUGGCAGCCAUGUGUGAAUAUAAAAGUUCAAAUCCCCAUUCAAAAUCUGAUUGGAUAAUGCAGCAGGCCACUGCACAGUUAACUGUACAGAGGUGAGUGCCUUUGGACUUGAAUCCAAGGGCGAGAUAUGUUGUUGAAUAUUGUCAACAUUUUAAGUGUAAAUAAUUCUUUUUACACUCGCAUGCUUAAAUGAUACAGCUAGUUGUAAGUUAAGACAAUAGAACUGGUAGCCAUAUUUUGGCUGUUAAUGUACAGCUAUGAAUAAGAUGGAUACCUGUGUGUAUCAUUGUUGAUGGCCAAUAGCCAUUUAAGAAGUAAAUAAAUUCUCCGUCAGUCCCCA
This is a messenger RNA of Rhincodon typus (whale shark), 1845 nucleotides long. RefSeq names its product proteasome activator subunit 3 interacting protein 1 (gene psme3ip1). The record is from RefSeq and is a predicted model, not a curated record. Gene Ontology annotation, cellular component: nucleus. Lineage: Eukaryota; Metazoa; Chordata; Chondrichthyes; Orectolobiformes; Rhincodontidae. Bases 709 to 1401 code for a protein of 230 amino acids. The transcript is spliced from 7 exons.